CCAAGUUCAAACACAAUUCAUUCUCCCCUGUGACUCCACCGAGUCCCAGCAGCGCCCCCUUCGACGCAUUCAAGUCAGUGAUCACGUGACGUCCUCAACGAUUCGCUGAAGUUGGAGAAAAGUUUGAGAGCGAAAGAGAAAAGGGGGAAGAGAGAGCGAGAGGCGAGAGCUAGAGAGAGCCACACAUCGCGGAAGGGAGGCGCACCAAAGCUACCGAAGGGUUUUCAUCUCCUGACGCGCGAUGGACUCCGUCGCCCAGAAAGUGCUGUCCGCGGGCUUCAACGUGGACCUGGCGCCCCUGAAAGAACCGCUGGCGUUCAUCCGCCUGCUUCAAUGGGUGUUCGCCAUCUUUGCCUUUGCUACGACUGGAGGCUACAGCGGCACCACCAGCAUCAACGUCCAGUGCAAAGGAAAUGCCAGUCAAGAAAUACUGGCAAACUUUAACUACCCAUUCAGGUUGAUGCAGCAUUCUUAUAAUGUUCCUGACUGCAAAAUCAAUCAAACUGCCACUACUACUGAGUACUUCCUGAUGGGAGACCACAGCUCCUCUGCACAGUUUUUCGUCUGCAUUGGCGUGUUGGCCUUUCUCUACGCCUCUGCGACGCUAGUCCUCUACUUGUGCUACCAACCCUUGUACAGAGAAUCUAGUCGUGGCCCCAAUGUGGACCUGUUGGUGACUGUCGCCAUGGCCAUCUUGUGGUUGUGUUCAUCCUCUGCUUGGGCUCAGGGACUGACCGACGUUAAGAGGGCUACUAGUCCUACAAACAUUGUAGGUCUCGUUCAGGUGUGCAAGGAUAUGAACAACUGCAGCCCAGGUGCUCUGCCUCACAUGGGCCGACUAAACGCCUCUGUGAUUUCUGGUUUUCUCAACCUCAUCCUGUGGGUCAGCAGCUGCUGGUUCAUUUACAAGGAAACCCCUUUCCACAAGUCAGCCAGCCCGCCUGCAGAUGUGGAGAGGGUAGUCGGGCCGCCCUAAACGCACAACUCCUUCAUUUCAAAAUUGAAUGAGUCUUUUUGGUAACAAUUGUUAAAUGUGUAAAGGUAUACAUUUUCAAACAUCCGUUUUAAAGCAGCUCCUUUGAGUUUUU
Gasterosteus aculeatus aculeatus (three-spined stickleback) is the source of this 1088-nucleotide messenger RNA. It is a transcript of the gene sypl2b, whose product is annotated as synaptophysin-like 2b. The record is from RefSeq and is a predicted model, not a curated record. NCBI's taxonomy places the organism in Eukaryota, Metazoa, Chordata, Actinopteri, Perciformes, Gasterosteidae. Gene Ontology annotation, cellular component: synaptic vesicle membrane; synaptic vesicle.